Musca domestica (house fly) is the source of this 2485-nucleotide messenger RNA. It is a transcript of the gene Dgkepsilon, whose product is annotated as diacylglycerol kinase epsilon. Gene Ontology annotation, molecular function: ATP-dependent diacylglycerol kinase activity. NCBI's taxonomy places the organism in Eukaryota, Metazoa, Arthropoda, Insecta, Diptera, Muscidae. The record is from RefSeq and is a predicted model, not a curated record. The transcript is spliced from 7 exons. Bases 161 to 1768 code for a protein of 535 amino acids.
AACGGCGAUGAUUCCAACCAGUAGCUUUGGAAACCUCGUUCAUCUCUCUGUGUGUUUCUAUUGAUUUUUUAAACAAAAAUAUCUGUGAAAAUAUGAUUUAAUUAUCCCGUCUUUAGUUACUAACAAAUCGAGUAAACUAUUAGUUUAUUAGCUAUUGUAAAUGAAUAGUGUGAGAAUGGAACUGAUAUCGUUCGAUUUAAGUGUUGAAGCUUUGAUUGGUUCUCUGUUUGCCCUGUUUGCAUUGGGUGCAUUUUGCCGUAGUCUGUUGAUUGAAGAUGUUAUAUGCAUUCCUGGCAAAAGUAAACAUGGAUGGAAGUCGAUUAAAAUACUCGAUCGGGCCUGUUAUUGCAAUGUUUGUGAGAUACUCUUAACCCCAUCGGCUGGGGUAUUUUGUGACUGUUGUGGCAUUUGCUCGCACGCCUCCCGCCCUUGCACACGCAAAGCCGAUAAGCUUUUCAAAUGCAAAGAAAAGUGGAUACAUAAUGAGAAGACUAUGCGUCAUCUGUGGGUCAAAGGUAAUCUGCCUUUGAGCGCUGUAUGCGACGAGUGUGGCGAAGAUGUUGAAGAAGUUGGCCUAAGCGGUUGGCGUUGUGCCUGGUGCCAAAGAUGCUAUCACACUAGCUGUUACAAACGUAUCGAUCCGAAGGGAGAAUGUGAUUUGGGAGAGUUCAGUGAUAUGAUCUUCCCGCCGUAUACAAUUGUGGCGGCCAGAACGAGAGAGUCUGUACGUUUACAUUUGGCUGGUAUUAAUCCACCGGAUAUUGAAAAUUGGGAGCCUUUGAUUGUUAUAGCCAAUACCAAGUCGGGUAGUAGUACAGGCUCUGAUGUUGUGUCCCUUUUGCGUGGUUAUUUACAUCCUCUACAAGUAAUGGAACUAGGAUCGAGAGGGCCACAAGACGCCAUGCAAUGGGCAGCUAAAGCAAGUCCGAGGCCAUGUCGUAUUCUGGUAGCUGGUGGUGAUGGAACUGUCGGUUGGGUAUUGAAUACCAUGUAUACAUUAAAUAUUAAGCCCCUUCCUGCAGUGUCCAUUAUGCCACUGGGAACUGGUAAUGACUUAUCACGAGUUUUGGGAUGGGGUGCUGAACCACCAUCCACUUUGGAUCCCUUGAAGAUAUUAAGAGAUAUCAAAAGGGCCCGUUCCAUAAAUCUGGAUCGAUUUUCGUUGCAAAUUGAAAAGAGUCAUUAUCGUCUGCCAAUACAAAGACAUCCCAUGAAAACCAUAAAUGUUUACAACUAUUUAAGUCUAGGCGUUGAUGCCUUGGUAACCUAUAACUUCCAUAAAACAAGAGAAUCCAAAUUCUAUGUUUUAAGUAGUCGCAUUUUUAACAAAUUGAUUUAUUUUGGUUUUGGUACCCAACAAAUUGUCCAGCGAGAUUGUGAGGGCUUGGAAAAGAUGCUCGAUUUAUUUUUGGAUAAUCGUUUGGUCGAGCUGCCUGAAUUACAGUCCAUUGUGUUUCUCAAUAUUGAUUCCUGGGGAGCUGGUUGUAAGCUUUGUGAAUUAUGCAACAAUGAUGAUUAUGCACCCAAAAUCAACAAUUCCAUUUGCGAUGGCGCCAUGGAAGUUUUUGGCAUUGUCUCCUCAUUUCACAUAGCCCAAUUGCAAUGUGGUGUCAGCAAACCUGUAAGAAUAGGACAGGCACGACAUAUUAAGAUUGUCCUGAAAAGUGUUUGUGCCAUGCAAGCCGAUGGCGAGCCAUGGAUGCAACAGCCCGCUGAAUUACAUAUUUCCUCACGUGGCCAAGUACGCAUGUUGAAAAAACAGUCUUGAAGUGAUUUUCAAAAGCAUUUCUCUUCGAAACAUCCUUCCCACCACCCACAACUUCAUGAGGCCUGCAUUACAUUGUUUGUGAACAAAAUGGCCUUGGAUUAUUUACUGCAUAUAACUACUAUAACAUAAGCAUUUUUUUCUAUUUAUAAUCUUCUAGAAUCUAUUUCUCUUAUUCUCAAAUACUUAAUACUACAGGUACAGGUUUUUUUGUACUUAAUUUUUAGCCCCAAACGAUUUAGUUAGCUUUUUUAUUUAUUUCUCCCAAAAAAUACAGGACUAUAUUGUUGAUUUAAUAUUAUGUUUUCUUGUACACAAAUGUUUUAACCCUUAACUAUUGUAUUAUUUUUUAUACAUUUACAUAACUACUAAGAGUAUUUAUUAACUCCUUAACCCGAAUUUCCUUUUUAUGAAUCAGAAUCUCUCGGCAUCACAAUUAAUUUAUUUAUAAUUUAGUCUUAAUCCAAUUUUGGAACUCUGUUAUCUACAAACAAAUUCAUUUUGGGGUUUAAACUAAUAAAGAGAAGGUCCAAUAUUAUUGUAGUCAAAAAAUACCAAAUGAGGGUCACUUUUUGUAGAUAACAAAGAUUCAAUGUUUAAAUUAUUUUUUUAUAAUUUGUAGUUAGGAAUGGUUGUUAGUUUUUAAGCAAAUAACAAAUAUUUAUUAAAUUGUUGGUGCAUAUAUAACAAAUAAAAUGUUGAUCAUGAAAAUACUUCGUC